AACCGCAUUAUCUUCCGCUCCUGGCCUCGUGAUUCCAAAGGAAAAGCCAUCCAGCCAUUUUCAUUGUGGGGCAAGGAGGCUGGCAAUGGACUUGAUUUGUGGGGUGCGACGCUCUAUGACUUCUACCACGUUCGACGUCUCCCGUAUCUGCGAAACAAUAUAACCAACUCCACAGGAAGCAAACUUGCGAAAUGGAUGCGGCAGGCUGGUGAACUCACAGCAACGGAUGAGCUCCAUUGGGCCGAGAAGGAGGAGAUAUCAGUUGCCGACAUUGGGGAGCUCAUAAGGUACGACUCGCCCUUCAAUCCCGCUUAUUAUACCUCUCCAUGCCGCUUCAUCCCUUGCACACACAAGAUUUCGACACUCCAACAACGGAUUCAUUGGCACCUUCUCCCUCAAAAGCUCCACAUCCAUUAUCCUUGGCACAAAUUAUCCGUCGAUAAGGGCGGCGACGAUCACAAGACUCCAUGCCUUUUCAAAGUUGCCGAUGGAGGAGACAUCAUCCGAACCUAUUCCCUUCCCCUCGAACCGGAAGGCAAAGAGGCAGUGUUGAAGGCGCAGAAACGGGCUCAGAUAGCCGAAGACGAAGCAAUCAAGGGGGAGAGUGUGCUCCGCAUCUUCCCCGCUGAAAAAGAGGGACCGAUGGAAGAGCCGCUGAUUGAAGUUGUACUCCCACCUCAACCCCGGAAGCGGACACAGGUGGAAGAAGCUCAUCUCUACCUUUCAUUUCGUGAAGUAGACUCCGGUGAUCAUUCAGUUGUGCAUGGUGUCGAAUGGGAGCUUCCGCGUGACCUUUUCGUGAAGGCCCGUAUAUGCAGAACGAGCGUGGAGGAGGACGUCCGUCGACAGGUCCAGAAGUUGAAGGACAAGGGAGAAUGA
Suillus paluster is the source of this 879-nucleotide messenger RNA. RefSeq lists its product as uncharacterized. NCBI's taxonomy places the organism in Eukaryota, Fungi, Basidiomycota, Agaricomycetes, Boletales, Suillaceae. The annotation marks the transcript as partial. The transcript is spliced from 2 exons. The record is from RefSeq and is a predicted model, not a curated record.